Diatraea saccharalis (sugarcane borer) is the source of this 2011-nucleotide messenger RNA. The record is from the annotation of a GenBank genome assembly. Lineage: Eukaryota; Metazoa; Arthropoda; Insecta; Lepidoptera; Crambidae.
UCUCACAUUUAACAGUGGUCUUUUGUAAAUUGAAGAACAUAUACGCGACGAGAUAAAGGAGAUCAUAAUUGGUGUGCUGAAUAUAAAUAAAUAAAAAAUGGUUCAAACUAAAAGAGUGCUAGCUAUUUACACUGGAGGUACCUUUGGAAUGCUGAAAAAUGAAAAAGGGGUUCUGGUGCCACAGAAGGACAUAGAGAAAGUUAUUCGUAAAUUGCCACAGCUACACGACGAAGAAUAUUGGAAGCAACACCUUGAAGGGACAGAAAAGAAAGACUAUCUUGCCCUGCCAGAUGGCAAAGACACAGAACUUAAAGUUUUAUAUAAAAUACAUGAAUAUGAUGAACUCAAAGACUCAUCUGACUUCACCCUUGAUGACUGGAUAAAGAUGGCUCGCGAUGUUAAGAGGUUUUAUUACGAUUAUGAUGGGUUCGUGCUUCUCCACGGUACUGAUACCACUGCUUACGGCGGCUCCAUAUUGUCUUUCAUGUUAGAGACAGUGGGAAAGACUGUCGUCCUCACUGGAGCGCAGGUUCCUAUCUUCCAGCCGCGAAGCGAUGGCAAUAACAAUUUUUUGUGUGCUAUUUUAAUAGCAGCCACUCAGCAUAUUCCAGAGGUGACAGUCUUUUUCGGAGCAAAGCUGUUCAGGGGAACUAGAGUAAAGAAGGUUUCCAACACUCGCAUAUACGCAUUCGAUUCUCCGAAUUUCCCGCCACUACUUGAAGCCAAAACGACAUUAGAAGUGGACCCCAAAAUGUUGAUACACCCACCGGGAACUGUACCCGAUGAAUGCAGGGUGCACGAUAAGUUAUCAAGGAAAGUCUAUGUGCUGAAAGUAGCACCAACUAUCACACCCGAGAUCAUUAGAGCAGCUUGCGAAGGAAUGGAAGGAUUGGUUCUAGAAACUUAUGGAAACGGGAAUAUUCCAAUCAAGAGGAAAGAAAUUUACAAAGAGAUCGAGAGAGCAGUGAAGAAUAAAGUUUUGGUGGUGAAUGUCACACAGUGCAUCAACGGGACAGUCUUAGGAAAACCACUAUAUGAAACUGGAUUGUUGCUAUUGGAAUGUGGCGUGGUACCAUCAUUUGAUAUGACGACAGAGGCGACGUGGGCUAAGUUAUCUUACGUCCUUAGCAAGACUGAACUUAGCUAUGAACAGAAAGUCGAGCUUAUGAAGACCAAUAUACGAGGAGAGCUGUAUAAUCCGAAUCAUGCAAAUAACUAAAUUCUUCAUAUUCUUUUAAAUAAGAUUAAUAUUAAUUAAUUUAAAACGAAUCCAAUAAAUCAAAUCAUUUAUUGCAUAUAAUAAAAGUCUUUUUAUUUCAAAAAUAAACAUUUAUUACAAACACACACUCAUAUUAAGUGAAAUCCAAAGUAAUUAAAAUUGUAAUUAAAAAACAUGUCAACAUAUUUAAAUGAACAUUCAUGGUACAUUGUGUACCAUUUAUUGUUUUUUUCCAAAACCUACAAAAAGGUAAUAAUAGCAAAGUCAUACAAACCAUUUAUUAUAUACAACAAUUAUAAUCGUAGCCGACAAGCCCAAUAAUAUCAUUAUAAAAAAGAUUCUUCUUAUUAUAUUUGUGUCAGAGUUAAAAAUUCUCUGUAAGCUACCAAUUGGAUUCUACGACAUACAUUAAAAAAAUAUGUUUACACUAAUUUAAAGGCAGUGUCUUUUAUAUUAGAACACUUUGAAACCCCUACAGUAUAGUAAUCCUCUAAAGUCUGAACAACUUCAUCUUUCUUAGUAGUACAAAAUCUAUGUAUUAAAAAAAAAAAAUUUUCUAUUGUAAGUUCAUAAAAAAUAUUUUGAAAUCUACGAAGAUAGAUAAUUUAGCAUACAAUCGUCGCACGUUUAUAUCCAGUUUCUAUAAAGAUUUAUUAAACACUUAUUACAAAUUAUUUAAUAAAAUAUAUAUGUAUGUUUAAAAAUUAAAGCAAAUGAUUCUCCGAGUCAUUAUAAUAUGAUACUUUUAGCAUUGGUGAUGAUAAUCUAAUUAUAAUUGAUAUUAAUCAUGAG